GUCAACGCAAGCAAGCGGUUACGACUUUUUGUUUUUUCCCAAAUAUUUCGCCCUUCUUAUGUUGUGUUUUUCGUUAUUUAUGAAUUUUACGACUUAAUAAAGACUAUUAAAUGUUUUUCUCUUUAAAAAUACUUUUUGAAUGAAUAUGGAGUAUCAUUACUCUGAUCUUUGCAUACCUACUGAUCACCUUCUCACUGACCACUAUGCAGCAGAAUAUGCUCCACAAUACCUAGUGCCAAGUCAAGAAGCAGAGUAUGCUGUGCGAAGUAGUGUUCUGGUGGAUGGAGGGGACAGGUUCGGUGUCUCUGCUGUGGUGUUUGACAAAUAUGAGGAACUUAUGUGGAUGGGCAAUCAAGGGGGUCAUGUGACAUCCUACUAUGGUCCCACCAUGCAGAAGUACACAUCAUUCCAAGUACAUGAGAGUGAAGAAGUGAGGGACAUUAUCACAGUAGAACAAGGCAUUUAUGUUUUAACUAAAUCAAUACUUCGGCAUCAGAUUAGAAGGGGUAUUCCUAAACACACUUUUAGGUCUUCCAAUAUGACUGACAUGCAAUGCUUGUAUCAAGUGAGUCCUACAAAAUUGGUGAUGGGUGGACACCAAGAGAAGCUCCUUGAAUUGGAUCUCAAUAAAAUGGCGGAAACUGUUAUUGCGCGACAAGAGGAAGGGUGCGCGGUGGUGCGCAGCGGCGGCGGGUCGCUGGUCGCGUGCGGCGGGGCGGGCGGGCGUGUGGUGUUGCGCGACGUGCGCUGCGCCGCGCGGCCGCAACACACGCUGCGCGCGCACCAGGCCGCGCUCUCCGACCUCGACAUGCAGGGCGACCUGCUCAUCACCUGCGGCUUCACGCAGUCCGUGAACGGAGUAGCGGAAGCGGAGCCGUACGUGGUGGUAUGGGACGUGCGGUGCCUGCGCGGUAACAAGUCGGGCAGCGAGGGCGCGUGGUCGAUAUCCACGGCGUCGCCGCCUCUCCUCCUACACUUCCUACCAGCGUUCUCCGGCCGAGCCGUCGCUCUCUCCGGAGACGGCCACGUCGCGCUGCUGCACGUCAACGCCGGGGUUAAUGAGGAGCAGUCUGUUUUCCAGGUGGACACAAAUAAUUCCUUAUGUAGCGUAAUGGAUGUGUCGACUACUAGUCAAGCGCUAGCUUUUGGCGACCAAGCGGGUCACCUGCAUUUGUUUUCUCCCCAGCACAACCAUGAACCUGUCUUCAAUAAUUUCUCUAGGGCCACAGAGUUCGCAAACUCGGCUUCGGGUCUGCCAUGUGUCAGCAUGAGCGAUAACGCAUUCCAAUUCUCCUCCGUGCCGCUUCCCCCUCUCUCCUCCGGGGACAAGUGGUUCAAUGAACUGCCUAUUGAGUUUUUCAAGAAGGUUUUCAGGAAGCCAAAACCCAUUGAUCCUGAAGUUCUGAAAACUAUGAAAAUGCAAGGACCUAUAGGUUACGCGCCAAAUCCUAGAACUUUUAAACGAAACCAGAUGCCUUAUGUAGAAGAUACACUAGAAGAUUUGAACUCGCCCAAACAGAAUGACAAUAAAUAUACCGCGCAGCCUGUUCCGAAGCACUAUCAAAAGAUGGAUGUGCGAUAUAACAAACAUUCUCCUAACGAGGUGGAUGCGGAGAACUCGAAUAAAACUGGCUUCCCUGGGUUGGAAGCGACAUUGCCAAAUUCAUAUUGUAACGCUAUGCUGCAGGUUCUAUAUUACACAACGCCGGUAAAAGCAACGCUCUUGGCACAUACGUGCGCUAAAGAGUUCUGUCUCAGCUGUGAACUAGGAUUCUUGUUCAGAAUGCUAGACACGUCUGGCGGCGCGCCUUGCCAAGCGACAAACUUCUUACGUGCCUUCCGAACAGUUCCUGAGGCGGCGGCGUUAGGUCUAAUUCUGCCUGACCGAGGCCCCGAUGCGAGAGUCGAUUUGAUUGCUCUUAUACAGAGCUGGAACCGUUUUAUCCUCCACCAAAUCCACUACGAGAUACUGGAAACACGAAAGAAAGAAAAGGAACUAGCCUUGCUUACGAACUCGAGCCCACCGAAGCCUGUGAGGAUGAACCAUAACCACGUGAAGGGCAUGCCACCGAUGGUGAACGGUCAGUUUGACGGUUACCAGUACACGGAGUUGGAGUUCCUCGGGCCCACGACGGAGUUCGAUGGGCACGGAGAACUUGUUGACGGCAGGGAAGACGGAUGGCAGAACCAUGUGCAAGAAGAAGUUAUGGCAAAUAAACCGUUGGGUGCAGGCAGCGGCGGCGGCGAGGGCGACCAAGUUGUUGACAACCACGAGCUGUCGCACCAGCAGUCGGAGAGAGAAGAGUCUGAUAUCUCGCAGCUGUUCGCCAUCGGCCGACAUCAGCUCAACCGGUGCUUGAAGUGCAACAAAGAGGAAGAGCGCGAGUCCGUAGUGCUGGCGUGCGCGCUGCAGUACCCGGCGGCACGCGAGGCGACAGAGACGCGCGGCUUCGUGGAGCUGCUGCGGGCCUCGCUGGCCGCGCGCCGUAGCACACCCGCCUGGUGCGAGUGCUGCUCGCGGUUCACGCCCACCACGCAGCGGGGACGAAUCGUUAGAUUACCACCAAUUCUCGCCAUCAACUGUGGUGGAGUGACGGCGCACGAAAAAGCUUACUGGGCUAAGGGGACACAGAAAGAUGCACCGGAACCGUCGAAACGGGGAGGCAGCGGUAAACCUUGUCGAUACGGAUUGCACUGCGCGCGACCUGGCUGUCGCUUCAAGCAUCCUGAUAGGCCGAGUCCAACGCAAUCGACGUCCUCUAAAAGUCCAACUCACGAGUCACACUGCGUGCUGCCACAUCAGCUGGUGAUCAGGCUGCAGUCAGACGGUGACGUCAUCAUCAAUGAUAAGCAGAGCGAGCAAUCUCCGAUGCAUUCUCCGAAACAGGAUCCAAAUAAGAACAAGAAGAAACCAGUAACAAUGCAUUUGGAGGAGGAAUACACUCUAAGCGCGGCGGUGGUGUGUGUCGAGGAUAAUCCUAAAAACCUCGUGGCGUACAUACAGACUGACAGAGGGACAGAGCCGCAUUGGUACCUGUUCAAUGAUAUGACCAUCGUUCCGGUGAGUGCGGAGGAGGUGGUCCACUUCGGCGCGUGGUGGAAGACGCCUUGCGUGCUCUUCUACUCGGCGGGUUCGAGACUAGCAAACCACGAGCCGGACUCAUAGCCGAUGCUUAUGUAUGGGCCCUACAGCCAGUGCUGUGUGGGCCCAUACCAAGUAAACGAAGUGUACUACCACGUACCAGUAGAGGCGUACUACCUACGAUGACUCAAUAGCUCAAGCAAUAGUUCCAUGAUCCAAGGCAAAAGAGAACAAAUUAUUGAUGUGAUGUAGAUUAAGUUGGAAAUAAGCUCUUUAAUGUCCGUUGCGUCCAUGAAUUGAGAUUUAUGUAAUUGAAAUAGUUGAAUAUAUAGAUGAAUGAACUAACAGGUCACCCUGCCGGUGGGACAGGCUAGGUCACAGAAUAAAUAAAUAAAUAUAGCGCGAGUAUAGUUUAAUAAUAAAGUAUCAUGGUUGAAUUUUCAGUGGCCUUUAGACUGCAAGUGGGUAUUUUUGAACUAAUAUCUUCAUACCUAGCACAAAAGCGACUUCUCAGCGUACUUUGUUCCUUAUGCAAGCAAUAUGUAGGGCAUUCGGUCAAUUGAAAAGGCUACGUUCGACAAGGCAUUAUAUUUCCCAUAUGCCGUAUACAUACGAAAUUUUAUCGACCUUAGCAGUGGUAAUAUAAAAACUAAUUAUUGUUAACACGAAGUCUAUGCUGGAAAAUCUCAAGUUCGAGACAAUUUUUUCCUCGCUAGUCCGUGAUACGUGAGAAAAUUGAAUCGCCGUGUUAACUUAGCCUGAUUGUGUACCAAAAGGAGAGAUAAUACUACGAUUAGGAUGUGUUUCAUGGACAUAUCAUCAGUAGCUGCCUGCUUGCAGUAUGAAGGUUACAGUAAAUGUCCGCCGUAUACACGGUGCAUAGAGAAUAAUAUUUAAUUUUCUAAUGGUUCCUGAAAAGUUAUGCGAUAUUACGCAUUGAGACAGAGACUAUACCGCGAAUAUUUUUAUUACAAUUCCGUAUCACCUUUGUUUUGUGAAUACUUUCAAAUUGUUUAUCUUUGUCUUGUAUAUUCUUAACACUACUUAGAUGUUUUUUCUUAAACAUCACGAUCAGUAUUUGCGAUUCUCAUUUAAAUUAUUUUAUAAGUAAUGCGGUGGCUGGUUACAAGAAUAAAGAAAGUUAAAAUUGAUAA
This is a messenger RNA of Pectinophora gossypiella (pink bollworm), 4236 nucleotides long. RefSeq names its product PAN2-PAN3 deadenylation complex catalytic subunit PAN2 (gene PAN2). Gene Ontology annotation, cellular component: P-body; PAN complex. The record is from RefSeq and is a predicted model, not a curated record. Gene Ontology annotation, molecular function: protein binding. Bases 140 to 3166 code for a protein of 1008 amino acids. The transcript has 22 exons. Gene Ontology annotation, biological process: nuclear-transcribed mRNA poly(A) tail shortening. NCBI's taxonomy places the organism in Eukaryota, Metazoa, Arthropoda, Insecta, Lepidoptera, Gelechiidae.